This is a messenger RNA of Mustela lutreola (European mink), 671 nucleotides long. RefSeq names its product NADH:ubiquinone oxidoreductase complex assembly factor 2 (gene NDUFAF2). Gene Ontology annotation, cellular component: membrane. Lineage: Eukaryota; Metazoa; Chordata; Mammalia; Carnivora; Mustelidae. The coding region runs from base 96 to 605 and encodes 169 amino acids. The transcript has 4 exons. The record is from RefSeq and is a predicted model, not a curated record. Gene Ontology annotation, biological process: mitochondrial respiratory chain complex I assembly.
ACGGAGUGGGUGGGCGGGGCCCGCUCCUGGCUAGCGUUCGUGCUUCCGUCGUGGCGGAUCCGGCUGCGAUUUGUGCUUGAAUCCCGGCCGAAGGCAUGGGUUGGUCUCAGAAUUUGUUCCGCGCCUUAGGGAGAGCGCUGUCAAAGGAAGCGAAGCAGCAAGUAGGCACAGACCAGUUUGGGAACAAAUACUACUAUGUCCCGGAAUACAAGAACUGGAGAGGACAAACUAUUCGAGAGAAAAGAAUUGUAGAAGCAGCAAAUAAAAGAGAAGUAGACUAUGAAGUUGGAGAUAUCCCAACAGAAUGGGAGGCUUGGAUUAGAAAAACAAGAAAGACUCCACCUACUAUGGAGGAAAUACUAAAGAAUGAAAAACAUAGAGAAGAAAUUAAAAUGAAAAGUCAAGAUCUUUAUGAAAAAGAAACACUCCUUAGCAAAGGGAGCAAUGAAGAACUUUUAUCUCCACCAGUUCAAACUCAGAUCAAAGGGCAUGCCUCUGCUCCCUACUUUGGAAAGGAAGAACCCACCGUGGCUCCCACCAGCACUGGUAAAACCUUUCAGCCAGGAUCCUGGAUGCCACAAAGGGGCAAGAACCCCAAUCAAUGAAUAUACUGUGGUAGUAUUUAUUUGUAUGUAACUUUUUUAACAAUAAAAUAAGUAAAAAUUACUUUA